AUGUUGUCUGGGUUGCCUGAGCAGCAACACAGCAGCGUGUCAACCAGCAUGGUUAGCAAAAUCAGGGACAGGAACUGCACAUCUGAUGGCACUUGUGAGGAGCAGCCGCCAUCUAAUGAGUGCCACAGGACUGUGAGCAGAGCAGAUGCCACACAUCUCUCCAGACUGAAGACAGAAGACGUGAAGCAUCUGCAGCCAUUCUGCAAUAACUUAAUCUUGAGCAACAUCUGGGAAAUGGAUCUACUAACUGCAAUUAUUUUCCUGGCUGCUUUGCUACACCAAUCUGAUGGACAGGGCUUUCCAUAUAAAAAAGUGAACGCUUUCUCCUUUCCUCAUUUUAAGUCUCAAAAUGAAAAACUGAUCCUUGAGCUACACAAUGAAAUUCGGAGAUCUGUAAUUCCCACAGCCAGGAACAUGCUGAAGAUGGUGUGGAGUGACAAAGCUGCCAAAAAUGCUCAGAAAUGGGCAAGUCAGUGUGGAAUGAAAGUCAGUCCAAGAGACAAGAGAGUUAUUAAUGGUACUGAUGAGGAUGGAGUGUGGAGUGACAAAGCUGCCAAAAAUGCUCAGAAAUGGGCAAGUCAGUGUGGAAUGAAAGUCAGUCCAAGAGACAAGAGAGUUAUUAAUGGUGUCACCUGUGGUGAGAAUGUGUUACUGUCAUCCUACCCAAGAACAUGGGCUGACACAAUUCAAGUGUGGUACAGUCAGUCCUCCAAUUUCAAGUAUGGAUAUGGAGCAACCUCAAAAAAUGUCAAUGUGGAGAGCUACACUCAGCUAAUCUGGUACAACAGUUACAAGGUGGGAUGUGGAGUUUCCUACUGUCCCACAGGACCUUACAAGUACUUUUAUGUUUGCCAAUACUGCCCUGCAGGAAAUAACCCAAUGCAAAUAGCUAUGCCUUACAGAAGUGGACCAAGAUGUGCUGACUGUCCUGGCCACUGUGACAAAGGACUUUGCACCAACCCUUGCAAGUAUCAAGACCUCCUUGGAAACUGCAGGAAUCUGAAGAUGUUGUUUGGCUGCAGCCACUCACUGGUGAAGAAGCAGUGUCCUGCAAGCUGUAAAUGCACCACUCAAAUCAUCUAA
Ficedula albicollis (Collared flycatcher) is the source of this 1083-nucleotide messenger RNA. RefSeq names its product cysteine-rich venom protein-like. Bases 1 to 1083 code for a protein of 360 amino acids. Lineage: Eukaryota; Metazoa; Chordata; Aves; Passeriformes; Muscicapidae. Gene Ontology annotation, cellular component: extracellular region. The transcript is spliced from 10 exons. The record is from RefSeq and is a predicted model, not a curated record.